Haemorhous mexicanus (house finch) is the source of this 2946-nucleotide messenger RNA. RefSeq names its product cytosolic 5'-nucleotidase 1A-like. The record is from RefSeq and is a predicted model, not a curated record. Gene Ontology annotation, molecular function: nucleotide binding; 5'-nucleotidase activity; magnesium ion binding. The transcript is spliced from 7 exons. Lineage: Eukaryota; Metazoa; Chordata; Aves; Passeriformes; Fringillidae. Gene Ontology annotation, biological process: adenosine metabolic process; nucleotide metabolic process. Gene Ontology annotation, cellular component: cytosol; cytoplasm. Bases 173 to 1120 code for a protein of 315 amino acids.
CUACAAAUCCCAGCGCGCCGGGGAGCGGAGCUGCGCCCGUCCCGGCUCCCGCCUGCUUCCUGCAGCGCGGCAGGGGGAAAUAUAAACAGCGGCGCCGGGGCACCGAGGGGAUGCUGCCGCUGGACGGGCCGGGCCGGGGAGCAGAGGCAGCGCUCGAGGCUAAGAGUUGAAGAUGGCAGAGGUGGAAAGCACAGUCAUAAACACCAAUGUAAAACAGAAAGACCCCAGCACAGCGCUGGUCAUUGCUGUGACCACCAGAGCCAUCUUCAACCUGGAGGAGGAGCACAAGCUCUACCUGGAGAAAGGCAAGGAGGAGUACACAAGGCACCAGCAGGCCAACCAGGACAAGCCCCUGCCACCAGGCACAGCCUUUGCCUUCAUCCAGGCAGUGCAGUAUGUUAACAAGAAGAUCCUGGAGAGCAACCCAGCAGAGAGGGACCUCUUUGACAUCCUGGUGCUCUCCAACAACAGCCCAGAGAGCGGCGUGCGUAUCAUCAACAGCGCCAAGCACUACGGCCUGGAGAUCUCCAAGUUCUGCUUCGUCAGUGACGACGACUCCACACAGUACCUGAAGUCCCACGGCGUCAAGCUGUUCCUCUCAGCUGACAGGACAGAUGUCUGCAAUGCCCUCCAGAGAGGGGUCUCAGCGGCACUCGUCUUCCAGCAAGAGGUGCAGGCCCCCAGCACCCCACUCCGUGUGGUGUUUGACGGGGAUGCCGUGCUCUUCUCGGACGAGACAGACCAGAUCUUCCAGGAGCAGGGCCUGGAGGGGGCAGUGCAGUAUGAGCGGGCGAUGGAGGCCGUCCCCAUAGGAGAGGGUCCCCUGAAGGCUUUUGCCAUGCACCUUGGGAAGAUGCGGAAGAAGUUUGGCCGGGAAGAAUCCCCCAUCCGCACCUACCUGGUGACAGCGCGCAGCGGCCGGGACAUGGGCGUCCGAGCCAUCAAAACACUCCGGGAAUGGGGUCUGCCCAUCGACGAGGCUUUCUUCAUGGAUGGGGCUCCCAAAGGCCCCAUCCUCGCCCAGAUCCAGCCUCACAUUUUCUUUGAUGAUGGGCUUCAUAACAUCCAAGGGGCUCAAAAUGUGGGGGUACCCUCUGCCUGGGUCCCUUCCUGCUGCUGAUGGGCUGCGGGCCAAGUCCUCCCUCCCAGCAACACAGGGGACUGGGUCAGUUGGAGGCAAAACUUCUGGUGGAGAAGGAAAGAUCUCCUAAUGUGCAGCAAGCAAAUCUCAGGGAAAGGGGACGAGAGCAUGGACUCUCAUGCAAAGCUUGAUGCAUAUUUCUGCUCCUCAUAAGAGGUUCUCUAUGUCUUAGGAUAAAGCCAAAAGAUACAACUGUUCCAGGUGGGAGGACACCUUUGCUGUGACACUGAGGACUACACCUACCUGCCUGGGGACUUUUCUCAAAGAAAUUAGUGAAGCUAAUGCCACACACACAAGAUGAAAGAAGCAAGAAAAAAAUGCUAGUUUUGGCUGUGCUCAGACGGUCUCCAAGAUUGAGCAACACAGGAAGGACAUCAGCCUGUUGAGCUGAGUCCAGAGGAGGCAGACCAAGAUGAUUAAAGGGACAGAGCACCUCUCCUGUGAGGAAAGGCUGAGAGAAUUGGCAUUGUUCAGCCUGGAAAAGAGAAGGCUUCAGGGUAACCUAACUAUGGCCUUCCAGGACCUGAAGGGAACCUACAGGAAAGAUGGAGAGGGAUUAUUUACAAAAGCAUGUAGUGACAGGACAAGAGGGGAUGGCUUCAAACAGAGCAAAGGCAGGUUUAGAUCAGAUAGUAGGAAGACAUUCUUUUCUGUGUGGGUGAUGAGGCACUGAAAUAGGUUGCCCAGGGAAGUUGUGGAUGCCCCAUCCCUGGGAGUGUCAAAGGUCAGGUUGGAUGGAGCUCUGCAUAACCUGGUAUAGUGAAAGGUGUCCCUGCUCACACCAGGGUGGCUGAAACUGGAUGAUCUUUAAGGUCUCUUCCAACCCAAACCAUUCUAUUAUUCUAUGAUUCUAUGAUUUAUUCCCAUCUGCCUAAAGGGAGCUUUCAAGACCCUGCCUCACCAGACCUCAUCUUUGUUUCCUGAGGAGACUGAUCUGCUAAUGAGUGCUUCAGGCAGCUCCAGCCAAACUCAGAAGAGGGAGAAAGACUUCAAAACUGUAAAGGACCUACAAACCUUUUAGAAAUGGGUGAAUGGGUUGAAGAAAGAAAGCCCAAGCUAUUCCUCCUCAUAAAAGAGAUUAUAGCACAAGACAGAUUUCCUUAGACAUGCAUACUGCUCAGAAUGCUUUUAGGAGACAGACCUGUGGGACACACAGCUCCUGGAGCUGCAGGACAGGGACAAGGCUACAGCCCAGCACUGAGGUUCCACCAGGAGGGGGCACUGGAGAUAGGCUGCCUGCAGCGCAAGCCGUGGAGGGGCCCGGGCUGCACACCGGCACUACGGGGGCUGGGGCAGGACUGGGAACUGUGGCCAACCUUAAAUGGAUCUCCAGAGCCGUGGGUGGAGGGCAUGGGUGGGGGUCUCAGGAGCAAAUGCUCCUUGCACACGGGGUACGUGGGUGUGCUCGGUUCCCUGCCUGACAUCACACCACACCCCAAACAGGGAUGCCUCACCUCUGGCAGUUUGGACUCAAUUUUCCUAGGGAACAAGGAUCCUGCAAGGCUCAUCUGCAGGUUUCUUUCCCCAGGGCUGGAUGUGAGUUGCCACUAGAGGCCACUGUGCUGCCUGGGGACAUGGCACCUCAAAUCCCUGCCAGCUGUCCAGAAACACUUGUAAAAAAGCACAAACUGGCUGCUCAGGUGGCAGCGGGAUUAUGGAUGAGGAGAUAAAGACGAUGCUGGCUUAGUUUUUUUUUAAUCUCAGUGUAAUGAGAAAAUAAUUAUUUAAAAGGCUUCACAAGUGUUGCUCUCACCAAAGCUUAUUUCCCCUCCAAUAAAUAAAUAAAUAAACAAACAAGCAUCCCA